This is a messenger RNA of Pelodiscus sinensis (Chinese soft-shelled turtle), 2585 nucleotides long. NCBI's taxonomy places the organism in Eukaryota, Metazoa, Chordata, Testudines, Trionychidae. The record is from RefSeq and is a predicted model, not a curated record.
CUGAGGGGCCCUGUCACCGUGGGCCCGGGACACUAUGGCCCAGCCCAUCUCUGCCUUCCAGGCUGCCUACAUCACCAUCGAAGUGCUGAUUGCCCUGGUGUCCGUGCCUGGGAACAUCCUGGUGAUCUGGGCUGUCCGGAUGAACCAGGCUUUGCAGGAUGCCACCUUCAGCUUCAUCGUCUCGCUGGCCGUGGCUGACGUGGCAGUGGGGGCCCUGGUCAUCCCGCUCGCCAUCGUUAUCAACGUGGGGCCCCACAUUGAGUUCUACACCUGCCUCAUGUUGGCCUGCCCUGUCCUCAUCCUGACCGAGAGCUCCAUCCUGGCCCUGCUGGCCAUCGCCGUGGACCGCUACCUGCGCGUGAAGAUCCCCCUCAGCUACAAGAACGUGGUGACCCCCAAACGAGCGGCCGUGGCCAUUGCUUGCUGCUGGAUCGUGUCCCUCCUUGUGGGACUGACCCCCAUGUUCGGCUGGAACAACCUGAACAAGAUGAGGACUCAGGAGGCGAACGCCAGCCACGCGGCCUUCGUCAUCCCCUGCCAGUUUGAGAACGUCAUCAGCAUGGAGUACAUGGUCUAUUUCAACUUCUUCGUCUGGGUGCUACCCCCGUUGCUCCUCAUGCUCAUCAUCUACCUGGAGGUCUUCAACCUCAUCCGCAAGCAGCUCAACAAGAAGGUCUCGGCCAACUCCUCGGAUCCACAGAAAUACUACGGGAAGGAGCUGCAGAUCGCCAAGUCCUUAGCACUGGUGCUCUUCCUGUUUGCACUGAGCUGGCUCCCUCUGCACACGCUGAAUUGCAUCACCUUGUUCUGCCCGUCCUGCCAGACCCCCAGCAUCCUCACUUACAUCGCGAUCUUCCUGACGCACGGCAACUCGGCCAUGAACCCCAUCGUCUAUGCCUUCCGCAUCAAAAAAUUCAGGGUCACCUUCCUCCAGAUUUGGCGCCAGUACAUCUGCUGCAAAGCUGACAAGAACGCCAACACCCUGGACAAUACAGAGCUAGGCAACUGGCCUCUGGAGAGAGCAGGGGCUAUCCCUGAGAUGCCGUACCUUGAUUUACAAAAGCCCCUUUAAUAUCCCAAGAGCCAACGUGGCUUCACCCCCUCCACACGCACCCAAGGACUGGGAGGAGGCUUGGGAGACCUGAGAGGGUCAGACCAAGUAGAUGUUUACCUGCGCAAGCAUAGGGCAUUAUUUAUUCACAGCUGCUGUACUGUUCCGAUAACGUAGCCUGCACUUUCCUUGUGUUUCGGGCAAAGUGCGUCGAGUUUCUCCAAGGGGAGAUGUACAGAUAAGGAUGUGAUUUAUCUUUAAUUCAAAUAAAAAAGGAAGGCAGAAACUCUGCCGCAGUACGGCUGGGUUCUCGCUCUCAGGGCACAGGGCAGGACAGUGGGGAAGUGACUUUAAGUUGUAAAUGUCCCCUUACCCCUCUACCCUACCUAUCCCAUAAGGAGUCCUGUGCUACAGCCCCUCCCUUCACUGAGGAGGAGAGAGUGGUGCAUCAUGGGAGAUGUAGUCCUACCAUAGAGCCCAUCCGGGAAUGGAAGCAGAAGGCAGCUAAACCAUUACUCCCAUGCAGCACCAUUUUGAAUAGAAACAUUUCAAAAUUGAUCUAAUUAUUUUGCUGAAAGGUUAUUUUCUGACCAGAUCUAGGUGGACGGCGUGUGGGCUGAGCUACCCACAGCUAACAGGCUAGGUGUCUGGGGUUAAACCGGACAGUCCUACUUUUGGGACAGGUUUGUCCCUGCUCCGUAUCGGAGGUGGCUCUGCCCCCACCAGCACGAGUUCGCCUGCAUGGUGUGGGCAGGUCAUGAUGGGGCGUGUGAGGACAUGGUGGCAGGGCAAGCACAUCCCAUUCUGGAUGCCCAGUGGGGUGGGGUUGCAUCCAUAGCUUCCCCGGCGGUGCUGGGACACCUACCGCUCCCAGUGCAGAUGCUCAGCUGGGGACUACGGGGAUGAAUCAUAAAAUCCCAGAGCUGGAAGAGACCUCAGGAGUCAUCGAGUCCAGCCCCUGCCCAAAGCAGGACCAACCCAACUCAAUCAUCCCAGCCAAGGCUGUGUGAAGCCAGGACUAAAACACCUCCAGGGAUGGAGAUUCCACCCCCCUCCCUAGGGAACCCACCCCAAGGCUUCCCCACCCUCCUAGGCUCAUAGUUGUUCCCAAUAUCCAACCUAGACCUCCCCCAUGAGCCCAUGUAGACUCUAAGAAUAGGUGGUCUCUGUGCUUUCACUGAACCACAACCUGCUUCCAAACAGGCCUCCAAGGUGGAGCCUUCUCCGGACCUUAAUUGUGCUCCGUAAGCUGGAUAAGACAGGGCUACUGCCUCUCUCACUCGUGCCUUGCUCUGAGUGCUGAGCAGGAGGCCUGAUGGAGGUACGUGAGGUUGGCUUGCUUGUCUCAGGGUCCUGCAGCCUCUUUGCUCCCUGGCUUCAAAUUGUGAGCUACUGAUCUGAGCACAGAAAGUCUCUGUGUCCCCCGGGUGUCUGCGUAAAGCUCUGGGGUGGUUUUUAGGCCUGAGGGGACCCUGCUGGGUCUGGGCUGGGGGAGGCAGGCCAGCUGUUUUUUGAUUGGAGGGGGGCAAUGGGA